Messenger RNA from Ipomoea triloba (trilobed morning glory), 1503 nucleotides. Its product is annotated as vacuolar protein sorting-associated protein 9A-like. The coding region runs from base 169 to 1293 and encodes 374 amino acids. The record is from RefSeq and is a predicted model, not a curated record. Gene Ontology annotation, cellular component: endocytic vesicle; cytosol. Lineage: Eukaryota; Viridiplantae; Streptophyta; Magnoliopsida; Solanales; Convolvulaceae. Gene Ontology annotation, biological process: vesicle-mediated transport. The transcript has 6 exons. Gene Ontology annotation, molecular function: small GTPase binding; guanyl-nucleotide exchange factor activity.
AGGUAAUGCACCAACAAGAAAAGCAAACACCUACCAGGCUUCCGUGUGGUCUCUCUCGCGACUACUACUCCCGCCCGAUACUAUACAAUGGCGGCAUCAAAUGCAAGCGGGACCGCCUCACUCUUUGCCCGCUUCGAUUCCGCAAUUUUGACCUGACCUGAGCAGGAAAUGGAGGGUUCGAGUUCCGCGCCAUCACCGAUCGCAGGAAUGGUUCGAAACGAGGAGGAAACGCUCAAGUUUGACGGGUUUCUCAGUAGAAUGCGAAACCCUGCUGCAUUUGAUCUCCAUCGAUCCAUCAAAGGCUUCACUGUAUCUUUCCCAUAUUACAUGGACAAUUCUGAAAGUGAUGGCGAAAGGUUACAAGACUUCCUGCUUACAAUGGAAUCUAAAAUUAGGAGUCAUCCAUUGUGGGCAGGAGCAACAGACAACGAAAUCGACUGUGCUGUUGAGGGUUUGGAGAAGUUUGUCACAACAAAGCUGUACUCUCAAGCAUUUGCUUCUUCUCCAGAUGAUGCCAAAAUUGAUGAGGAAAUAACAGAGAAAAUAUGCCUGUUGCAACAAUUUAUGAAGCCCAAGCAUUUGGACAUUCCUGUUGUUUUACAGGAUGAAGCUUUGUGCAUGCUUGCAGCAAAUGAAUUGAAAAAAAUUGAUGAUUUCAAAGCUCCCCGAGAGAAGCUUCUCUGCAUUUUAAAGUGUUGCAAAGUAAUCAACAAUCUGCUGCUUAAUGUGUCAGCAACGCAUGAUACACUGCAUGGAGCUGACAAUUUUCUUCCCUCGCUUAUAUAUGCUACCAUCAAGGCCAAUCCUCCUAGGUUACACUCCAAUCUCAAGUUCAUUCAGUUAUACAGGAGGCAAGCAAAACUUGUUUCAGAAGCAGCUUAUUAUUUCAUGAGUCUUGCCUCCACAAAAUCAUUCAUUUUUGAACUUGACGAAAAAUCUAUUUCUAUGGAUGAAACUGAAUUCCUAGAGAACAUGAAAACUGCUAAAUUAUCCACCCGCCAAUCAAGAAUGGAACUGUGCUGCCCCUGGGAUGAUUCAACUUCCUUUCAGUUGCUGGCAAGGGAAAGUGGUAAGCAGAUUGGAGAAGCUGUAGCCUUGGAAUGCCAGACUGAUCUUUGGAAAAGUGACUCAAGUGGUGAAUCGAGGUAUCCUUUCAUGGAAACUGAGGCUGGGGAACUCGCAAUCGAAGAUGUGGAGAAAUUGCUGCAGGCCUACAAGGAUGUGGUAAAACAGAAUGCUGCUCUACGGAGAGCAGUCAGAGAUUUAUCAGCACUCAAGAAGGAACACUUGUGAGGCUGUUGCCGCAGGUGUACAAGGAUUUGUUGCUAGCUUCUAAUUUUUAUUUUUCUUCUCUCUUGUGUUGUGAAAAACAGCUCUAACAAAGUUAUAAAUUUAUUAUACUAGAUAAGAGCUUUCUGAACCUAUGACAAAAUCGAAAAUUCUGUCAAAAAAGUACAAAUGUAAACAUUAUUGAAAUGGUAAUAUAAUAGACUCUUCUCACAA